This is a messenger RNA of Hemicordylus capensis (graceful crag lizard), 3635 nucleotides long. RefSeq names its product mitochondrial carrier 1 (gene MTCH1). The record is from RefSeq and is a predicted model, not a curated record. NCBI's taxonomy places the organism in Eukaryota, Metazoa, Chordata, Lepidosauria, Squamata, Cordylidae. The coding region runs from base 68 to 1039 and encodes 323 amino acids. The transcript is spliced from 12 exons. Gene Ontology annotation, biological process: positive regulation of apoptotic process. Gene Ontology annotation, cellular component: mitochondrion; membrane.
UGUGACUGGGACUGGCAGUUGCACCCGGAAGUGUGUAACCUUGUUGCGUGGGGACUGGGGAGAGGGGAUGGCGGCUGUAGCCGUGGGUCCCCGGGUGCCCCCUCCCGCUGAUGGGCCGGGAAUGGGACCGGCGGAGGGGGCGGACGCUCUCUUCGUGACGUUAAGUGCCGGUUUCACGGCACUGAGCCAUCCGCUACUCUAUGUGAAGCUCCUGAUGCAGGUCGGACAUGAACCUUUACCUCCAACCAUUGGAAGAAACUUGUUGGGGAGAAAAGUACUUUAUCUACCUGGCUUUUUUACAUAUGCCAGACACAUCGUGGAAGUGGAUGGGAAAAAAGGCCUUUUUCGUGGCCUCACUCCUCGAAUCAUCUCUAGUACAUUAUCCACUAUAACCCGUGGACGAGUAAAGAAGGCCUUUCCUUUGGAGGAUAUGGAGCAUGUUUCUAAUAAGGAUGAUGUGAAAACUUCCCUCACGAAAGUUGUGAAAGAGACCUCCCAUGAGAUGUUGAUGCAGUGUGUUGCUCGGGUUAUCUCUCAUCCAUUUCAUGUAAUCUCUAUGCGUUGUAUGGUCCAAUUUGUAGGACGGGAAGUUAAAUAUAGGGGUGUGUUUAGCUCCAUUGGUACAAUUUUGAAAGAAGAAGGAUUCUUUGGAUUCUUUGUUCUUUAUUUUUGCUUUUCCAGAGGUUUACUUCCUCAUAUCCUAGGUGAUGUUGUUUUUCUAUGGUGCUGCAACCUUCUGUCUCAUUUCAUCAACACCUACGUAGUGGAUGACAAUUUCAGCCAGGCUUCUGUGAUCCGGAGUUACACCAAGUUUGUGAUGGGGAUUGCUGUGAGCAUGCUGACAUACCCUUUUCUUCUUGUGGGUGAUCUCAUGGCAGUAAACAACUGUGGGUUACUUGCUGGCCUCCCUCCAUAUGCCCCCAUGUUUUCCUCUUGGAUACAUUGCUGGAAACACCUCAGUGCUCAGGGCCAGCUCUUCAGAGGCUCCAGCCUGCUUUUUCGUAGAGCACCCACACCAGCAGCUCUCCUUUUUGAUUGACCUCAUCUGGGAGAAAGAGGCACACUGAGACUCUUGUAGAAGAGCCCUUCAGAGUCUGCUUUGACAUUUGUUUUAAAUUUUGAAGUCAAAGGUGAAAGAACAGUAGCAUCUUCUCCCCAGUGGGCUGGCUGUACCGGUUUCCUGAGUGCACCAAGGUGACUUGACAUGCCAGGUGGUCUUCCCAGUCAGAUAGGGCAGCAGGGCAGAACCUUUCCCCCCCUUGCCAGUCCAGCAUACUUUUUUGAAAAAAGGAUGGCAAAGGGUUAUGGCUUCUGCAGGUUUGGCAUACACAUGACUCUUAAGUUGUUUACAUCUUUCUUUCUCUCUGAGCUGCUUAAACCAGAUGAGCAGAGUCGGCCACAGUCUCUCCUUGGUGCCGUCAUUCGACAGACAGACAGGAGAAGCUAAGUGCAAUUUUGGCCUCUUCCUUGUUGGGUAGCCUAUACACUAAAAAAUACUUGCCCUGUUUGUCUUUCUUUCAGACUUAGCUUUCUGUGGUCUUGCUGAGUCCUAAGUAACAGUCAUGUCAGAUUCCUAAGAUUGUCAUAUAUAAACCUGAAUCUUGGUUUAUCAUAACCUCUCCAGGCAAUCUGUCUUCUACCACCUGGAUUUUUCUUGGGAGAUGUUCUUUAAAUCCACUUGAUACAUUAACUAAGUGAUUUUGAACACUAAGUGAAAUAUUGAACACUAAUUGGAGGUGGGGGUGAUGUGUUUCCUAAGAUGACAUAAGGAGUAUCUUAAGAGUAUCACUGAGUAGCUAAUUUAACUCCAUUCUGGCAGUUUUGCUGUAGGAUACCAUGUGGCCACUGCUGCAGGGGGAAUUGCCUUUCUGGUGAAGCAACUACUUUAUCAUUAACUUUAUCCAUCUAUUAAACCAGGGAUUCUUAAUUAUUUUGUAUCCACAAACUUCCCAGAUCCUUAAGUAUUAUCCAUGGUCACUUCCAACCCCAGUUAUAUAAUAUUUUAAUAAGAUAUUUUCCCCCAUUGGGUGGGGGGCGGGGGCGCUCAGAUUAGUAAUUUUCAAGAACUUUAUUUUGGCUCACCAGGAAGAAAACUAAAUUCAGCAUCACAAAGAUUUUCCAUGGACCCCAGGCUAAAAACCUGUAUACUAACCCCAUAUUCUCACCACACCUAUUUAAUCAUGUGAAUUGAUCCCAAACUGGGCCAUAGAAGGACCAAACGCAUUAUGAUGAUAGAUGCGAUUUUCCAGAUAGCUUCAGCUCUGUUUCUUUAUACAGCUGCAUCAUGUGUGUCAUAACUGUAUAAGAAAAGUCAUUCAUUUGUGAACUAUAUUACAGGCAAAGCUCGGUAUCUGCAGGUUGUGUGGGUGGGGGGGACAGACCAUGGGUGCUGAAACUGCAGACACAGAGGCAUUGACUCUAUGGGAUGGGAGGGGUCAGGUUCCUGGAAGCUGGAAAAUGGGCAAAGAAGGGGCAAAAACGCAGGGGGGGGUGUUGGUGUGGGAAAAUGUUCCCUACUGUGCUCCGUGGGUGUCCUUCUUUCCAGGAAUAUGCCCCCCCGGGACCAAAUUCCCCAUCUCACCCCCCCCCCGUGAAAAAUGACAAGAAAAUGUUUGUUUUUUUAAAGAAAGAAAGAAAUUAGUCACAGAAUGGCUCCUCCUGACAAAAUGGCUGCUGGAAAUUACCUCUGCGGUCACAUCCAGCCCUCUAGGAACCAUGGAUACAUGGUUCUUAACCCAUUCAUAUUAGUGGAUAGUGAAAUCGGGCGUCAAUUAGACAUCUACAAAUACGCGAAACUGCGGAUAUAGCGUCCACAUAUGAGGUUUGCCUGUAUUUCUAAUCAACAAAAUGGUAUCUGGAAUAUGUUGGCUUAACUGUUUAAUAAAAGCAUUAGAUGUGUGUGUUGUUGGUGAAGAGGCAAUGACAACUCAGCUUUGGGAUAUCGAAGAGAUGGCGUCUAAAGCCCAAUGACACCUUAUGCAAUUAUUGGGUUGGAGGCAAUCUCUUUACAGGUUCUCACCAGGGUCUACCUGUAUUAGUACUUCUGUAAAUAGAUUUGCUCCACUCUGCUCACCAUUUUAGUUUUUUCGUGUCAUGUGCAUGUGUUGCCAGUCAUUCCUGAUGCAUUUGUGUUAGCUUCAACAGAGCCUGGAAAUGCUAUCUGAGUCAAAAGCAGGUGCAUUCAUUGUGUAAUGUUGCAUACAGUGAAGCAAGAGGUGUCUGCUUGCUGAAUACAGUGAAGCGUGAGAUGUUACAGAUUUCUUACUCUCUGUCCUUGGGUGACUCGGGAAGAAUCUGUGCUUGGCAUCCUUGCAUCUGGAGAGCUCCAGGAAUUCCUCAAAGGAAUGGCAUCAUUUGUCUACCAGGCUCGCUGUUCCCGAUCUCUUGCUUCUGGAUGUUGCCAUUUAAGCUGAUAAAUGUGUCUUGAUGCCCUGGAGAGCUUAUAGUGCAUAUAUGCCCCCAUGUGUGAGAUGAAAACUUGUUAUGGUGGCUCCUGUGGUAUCUGGAAUGAUAGUUGUCUUCUUGCCAUCACUUUGAUAUAGUUUUUCAUUAACAGUAAAUGCAUGGUCUGUUUUUGUAACCGAGUUAAUUCCAAAUGGCUUAACUUCAUUCUGAAAUAAAAUUGUGGGAAAUGA